ACAUGCACAUACACACGCGCGCGCACUUACACACACACACGAGAGCGCACACGCGCGCGACAGCACAGGAACACAGAUGCACGCGCGCCCUCUCUCCAGACGGACCAGCCUUGACUUGUCACGACCUGAAAUAUAGAGAAUUGCUCUCGCCCAUCGCUCACAGUCCUCAUUCCUCGCCGACCGAGACGUUGUUCCUUGCGCCCCCCCCCCCCAUCCCGCACACAUCGUGCACGGGACGAAGAGUCGACGAUCACGGGGAGCCGAGGAGGAGGAGGACCUCAGUUCGCAUCCUGCAGACGCACGCGCUGUGCGGCAGUGGUGGUGGAGGAGGCGGUAGAGGUGGUGGUGGAGAAGGUGGAGGAGGAGGUGGACACGUGCACGCUCGCCCUCCUCGCUCGCUCGUCGUUGCCGUCGUCACCGUCAUGUCGGAGUCUCGCGCCUCCGUGGCGCACGCCGCCCUCUCGCGCUCCAGCAGCGUCCCCGUGGGCGCGCGGACGCUCAAUGGGAGCUCGCGCGGGCACGGGGCCCAGGGCGGCGGGCCGCUGGCCUCCGGGGCGGGGCCCGCCGGGGCCCACCCGGCGGGGAGCCACCCCCUGCUGACGGGGGGCCUCGGCGCGGCCGACAGGGAGAGGGGGGCCGCCCCUGCGGCGGCGGGGGAGAGCUUCAGCGAGGUCCUCCGGCGGCUGCUGGACGCGCACGAGAGGGAGGUGCAAGGGCUGACGCAGCAGCUGUCCAAGCUGAAGCAGGAGCGCUGCAUGCUGGAGAAGGUGUUCACUGCCAAUCAGCAGCUGAGGGAGCAGCAGAAGCUUCUCAAUGAGAACAUCAAGGUGCUGGAGGACAGGCUCCGUGCUGGCGUGUGCGAUCGCUGCAUCGUGACGGAGGAGCACAUGCGGCGCAAGCAGGUGGAGUUCGAGAGCGUCCGGCAGCAGAACCUCAAGCUCAUCACGGAGCUCAUUAAUGAGAGGAACGCCCUCACGGAGGAGAACCGCUCGCUGAAGGACACGCUUGAGGCAGUCAGACGCUCGCCCAGCGCCCUCCCGGGGCCGCAGGCCGAGGCAGUGCUGGAGCGGAGCGGCGAGCCGCACGGCGCGGCGCUGCGCGCGGAGCGUGGCGGCGGUGCCACGAGCGGUGGCGGUGGUGGCGGCGGUGGCGGCGGUGGCGCGGCAGGCUCGUGCGUGGUGUCGUGCGGGCGCACCGGAGCGCCGCCCUGCUUCAAGGCGCCGGCGAACCACUCCAGAGAGAGCUCCGGCUACUCCCCACAAUCUCGCGACACGGAGGGUCACAUGACGCUGGUGAUCAAGGCGCCCGGGGGCGGGCAGGCGGGAGAGCGAGACCGACCGAGCGCCAAGGAGAGCCACGCGCAGGAGCCGGCGAGCAUCAUCAUGAGCCUGGCCAAUCAGGAGACGCCGGCGGGAGCAGUGGCAUCACUCGACACGGACACCCUGCCGCUGGAGGCCGCCCUGCUGCUGGAGUUCGCCCAGCGCAAGCGUUGGGUCACCAGCUCGGACUGCGCGGUCAAGGAGCAGGCGGGGGCGACCGCCGACUGCAGGGGCGAUGCGAAUGAGCAUGGCGUUGGCGCCGGCGGUGGCACCGGCAGCACCACUGGCAGCCACGUGGUGGGGCCUGCGGCGCCCAUGAGCGUCGUGACCUGUCAGGAGCAGGGGCAGGGUCAAAGGGUGGAGGUGGUGCGACCUGUGGAGAAGAGCGCGGUGGAGGAGAAGCAAGUGGAGAAGCCAGUGAGCUUCGGGGUCAUCAGCAGCACGGCCAUAAAGCCCAGGUCACAUGACACGGCCGACUCGUCCACCAUGGACGAUGUCAUAGUUCAAGGGUCGAAGAAGAUUCAAGGUAUCUGCCAUCAGCCCACCGUGGUCAUCAAGCAAGAGGAUGUGAUCGUCUGCCUGGCUUCCAUGGCGGCGCGGGCGAGGAGCAGCGCCGGCGCGCGGCACGCGGCCACCAACGGCGACGCCAACGCAGAGACGUCCCUGGCUGGCGUGACGCACCUGGAGGGGAGCCUCCUCGUCAAGGUGGAAGAGGUGGACCGGCGGCACGGAGACCCAGAGGGGCUCAGCGAGAUGGAGAUGGAAGGAGGAGUCGUCUUGUCACUGAAAAGAUUUUGUUCGCCGAACAUCAAGAGAACGUUUAACGAGCUUGAAGACGACGACCAAAACCUGGACGACGACGACGUGGACGGGGAGAAGAGGAGCCGCGUGGCGCAGGCUCAGGAGCUGCCCGAAGAUCUGAGUCUGGCGACAGGAAUCCACGGGCGAGACGGUGUCAUCAAGGAGCAGCAGCUGUCCAAUCAGCAGUCGCCUUGCAGAAGGCUUCAGGCGGCGAAGGACGCGAAAGCCAACACGAUGAUGCGACACAGGGGGCUCAUAACGACCGCGCCCUCCUGCAAGGUGAAGCCGGGCAAGCGGCUGUGAGAGGGAGGGGGGCCCGGACCCCUCUCCCACCGCCAGCCUCGACAAAAAGCCAACAUCUACAUUUAGACCAGAGCGCCGCCCCCCCCACCCCCCCCCCCCCCGUGUGUACAUGAGUUUGUGUCGACGGUGACAGACGGACGCUGCGGUGUGCGCGAUCCAGAGGGUCCCAGCUUCGGUCUCUCGGUGUGCGUGCGCUCGGCCGUUGAAUUUCAACGGCGCAGGUUUCUUAAAAUCCGCUACCCGCCAUCUCGUCUGUACACCCAGCAGCGUAAAAGGGUUCGCCACGGCACCGCGUUCGGUCGCGUACAACGCCCGCCUCUUCGAAGGCACCGGCGGUGGCCAGCGUGGAAGAGUAGACCAAAUACAAUCUAGGAGGGAGGGGGUGGGAGGGGGCCCACACAGAGCUCCCUGGAGCGUUGUUCAGGGCCCCCCCUCCGCCAACAGUAGCGUGAGCAAGCAGUUGCAGGGAAGCACCUUUUACAUUUGGAUUGUUUUUAGACACCAAGGUCAAAAUAAGAAGUUAAGGGGGGGGGCGCAGGUGGGGGGGGGGGGGGGGGGCUCACGUGCUGCUGGUGAAGGCCGGGGCGAUGCGGCCGUGGGGGCGAUGGGGGGAGCGAACCCCGGCCUUGGGAGGAGCGCGCGGUGACCUUUUAAACACGAACAACGGAGUCGAGCAGCGUCGUCGUCGUCGAAUGUUUUAUGUUUUAUCUUCCGGACUCGAUCUCGAACCGCGUUUUGUAACUUAACCGCGGGGGGCGGGGGGGGAACCGGUUGUCGGAAAAAUAAAGUUGCCGUCGUUUUUAUAAAUAUUCUGUGCCCGCCCGCUCCCACCCGCGCUUGACGCGUCUUGAACAAAGAUUAACCUUCAAAAAGCCGAGCGGGGAAACUGAGCUAGUGGCCAAUCGAGACGAGAGCCCCCAGGGGUCAAUGAAACCACCCCCCAACCCCCCCCGAUACUAACGAACGCCUUUACGCGGCGUUCCGCCGUGAAGCGGGGAUGUGAACUCUCCAUCGCCCGUGGGUAGACUGUAACCCCCCCCUCCCCCCCCGGGAGUUGCGGAUUUCCAGCGCUUGCAAAACAUUUUUAUAACGCGUGGUUACAUGCGAGCGGGUGCGGGUUGAAUCAGUCAGCCACUCCUCACUCGUCGAGGGUCCACCGAUCUCGGUGCCCACGUGACCGCAAAACGCAGCGGCAAGUCCACCGGUGACUUUGAAGAUGCAAUACAAUGGGACGAGACGUUCUACGUCUGAACCCCACCCCCGACGCCAACGCGGUCUGUAUAUUCCGGAUGUCGUGGUGGGCAUCAACCGCGUUUUGUUUUAACCAGGGAUGCCCGGCUUCCGAAUGAACCCGGUAAAUUGUAGAGUCGACUGUUGCCCCAUUAGGGCAAGUGAAUAUAGGAAAAAGAAAUGUGGAAUGUUAUAUUUACCGCUGCGUAAAAAAUACAAAUAUAUAUUGUACCGGGUAGCCCCCACCGCCACUGAAGCAGCCUUUUGAGAGACCAACGAAUGUAAGCCCCGUCCGCUGGCCAUCGCUAAAAAAGUGCGAAGUGCAGCAACACACACGGGGGUGGUACAGGUGUGUAUUGCAGGUGUGUAGUGCAGUGAUACACAGGGUAGUACAGGUGUGUAGUGCAGUGAUACACACGGGGGUGGUACAGGUGUGUAGUGCAGUGAUACACACGGGGGUGGUACAGGUGCGUAGUGCAGCAACACACGGGGGUGGUACAGGUGCGUAGUGCAGCGACACGCACGGGGGUGGUACAGGUGUGUAGUGCAGUGACACACGGGAUGGUACAGGUGUGUAGUGCAGUGAUACACACGGGGGUGGUACAGGUGCGUAGUGCAGCGACACACACGGGGGUGGUACAGGGUGGGGGGCGGAGGAUCGCAUCGUUUGUGCACUUUAACUCGCGCACCGUGGGACCACAGCGGGAGUCGAACUCUCAACCCAGGUAAAAUCAACCCCCAGUGGGUUCUUUGGGGGUGUGCGAGCUGGUGCCUUCCCUUGUACCAAGCUUGUGAGCUGGUGCCUGCCCUUGUACCAAGUUGUUGCUGCCCUUCUCUGUCCGAGCGUCACCACCGUGCCAGCCUUUCCCGCGGGGUCACUUUGCUCGCGUCCCGUGUCAACGCAUCCGACAAAGUCGCUUGGUCGCGGCCCGACUCUCGGCUCGCUCGUGUUACUUUGAAAUAUGUAUAUAUAUUACGUAAAGCGUUUAACGUCAACGUCUCCGCUGAGACGCUCGUAGUCAGCCACUGCACGAUGUUUUUGAUGUCGCGAUGACCGCAGACGCUUCCGGGGUUAGGUUCAAACCCAAAACCACGAGCCUCGCCCGAGCCGUAACCCUUCCUCCGUCCCGACCCCAAAGCGCGGCCGCGGUGCGUACUCGCACCGCUGUUGGGACACAACAAAAACAAUGAAGACUGAUGUUGAGGUGCAACCGUUGCAGCUACAAUUCCACAUGGGAUGGGAAGGGGGGGGAUGGAGGCGUGAAUUGUGAGAUUCACGCGCUGCGAUAGCGAAUGCUCAUCACUGCCAGUUAGCCACGCGAAGAGACGCUCUCCGCUUGUUGAAUCGUACGAAAUUUUUAUUUUUAAUUUACAGACCUUUCUCACUCCACUGCUGGAUGAAGGCCUCCCAAAUGUUUUUGUCUUUCGGGGGGGGGGGGGUUGUGUGUUGUUGUCCAUACUUCACCUGCCCGGUCGACGCGGUGGUGGUGGAAGCGCGGGUUCGGUUUAGACGGCGCUUGGUGCUGGUGACGGCGGCGGUGGUUGUGAAUUGAACGGAGGUUUCGCGGGUUCGUAGCGUGGGUUCGUAGCACGGGUUCGUAGGCACCACUCUGGCAAUUCAAAGACUUGCCAGCGCGGACGAAUGGAAAUGCCGUCGGCUUAAAGCGUCGACGGGAAGACAACUCGCUCGGACGUCCGGCGCUUACGCCCAGUCGCCCAGUGUUCCGUCGACCCGAGCAGACUUGGGAUUAAGAAACGACUUCAGGAGGAGACUGCCGCACGGCUUCUCCGACGCGCUUUUCGAACCACGCGUGGUUCGGCGCGACGUCCCGACGCUUCGCUCCACGUUGCCUGACCAAAGUUGAUUGAAGGAGCCAUCCGGGGGGCACGCGGAACGAAACAGCGCGGACGUCGUGCCGAACGGAGCGUGGCACGGCCCGAAAACAGGUUUGGCGGCGUUCAGAAUGUGUGUGCCCAACUUACCUGGGAUUUGAAUAAGAUGGGCCUGUAAAUACAAAUUCUGGACGCCGCAGCCAAGAUCUGUCAAUCAGGUGCAGCUUGAGCAAGCAUGAAAGUUUUGUGGGUUGAGAAAUAUGUCGUUAGUGAGAAGUUGCACUCCGGCCGAAAAUAUAUCAUUUGGGAGACGUCCCAAGCGGUUGUCGUUUACCGAACCGUCAAAUGAGGGCGCUUUAAAUGUCGCAAUAAUACAGGCGUGAACUCCACCUCAAGCUCUCGAGCCACCCAUGGUCGUUGCCUCAGCAUCCGUCGUUAAACCCAGGAACUCGCCCAGGAAAGCCUCACCGAGUCUCAGGGCUCCGUUUUUAAGGAGUGUCCUGCCAAAUUGGGACGCUUUGGCCAUCACUUCCACAAACUCAGAGUUUGGCUUUCGUUGUGGGAGAUAACCGGGGAAAACCCACCGAGCUUUGUACAAGGGGUCGACAAACACCCGGCAAGCCCCAUGGUGUUGCCCGCCCAUCCAAUCGCUAAACAGGCUCGCCGCCGCUUAGCUUCCAAAAUCCGGCAAGAUCGGGCACAUUGAGGGCAUAGGAAUCGAAAGCUUUCGAUUCUCACACAGACACACGAGUGGAUACAAUUAUCACGAGAGUCAUCGUUAUCGAUUACUAAUCGACCGGACAGCAGGGCAGCGAUGCUUGAGGUGCGCUUCAUGUCGACCGAAACGGAGAGGGAUUCGAUCGAGAGCUCUCGACUUGUCAAACGGAGGCGUUCACGGUGCAGUCGAGCUCACCCCUGGCGCGUCUCUCAAUCAAACAGCCUUCGGUUGGAUUCCAGUUCAUAUUGAGCUUGGUUACUCAUCAACAGCUCGGACUGCGAGUUCAACUCCGGCUCUCUCGAUCAACAAUUUAUUUCUUUGUCCUUUUACCCCAAAGUGUGCACCUUUGUUUCCGACGCGCAAUCGUGGCGGUCGUGCCGACCGUAAGUGGAGGGAUCCAUUUGUAAAGUGUCACAGCGCUGUUGUGUGACCCCCUCACCCCCGCCCCCCACGUGUUCAAGAAUGGAGGAGCCUUCACAAGGCCUUUUUUUAAUCUUCACGACAGUAGGGGGCGCACUUUUCCACACUUUGCUGUGAGAUCGCCGUUUGCUUUGCAUGACGGUCAAAUCGUGCAUUUUACAUUCUCAUGAAGAUGCCAAAUUUCGGUGAAGACAAUCAACAAAAAGUUAGUUGUAUUUACUUGCAGUCAGUGGUGGCCGGGCUGAGACCACGGCCGCGUGCCUUUAACCACGGAUUCACAGCAGUGCCGGCUCCGCCGAUUAGUGGCCCGGCAUUGCCGCCUACCGUGACCGCAUUCGGGGGAAGGGAGCGAGGGGAGAGGAGAGCCCGGUGGGGUGCCUGGGCCACUCGAGGGCAGUGACAACGCCCGAGCACUCCACAGCCGACGGCCACUGCGCUCGGCCCCUCUCGAGCGAACCGGGCCCGCUUGUUUUGAAUGUACACAAUUUACAAACCACUUGUUUAUAUAUGCCUCGCCUCCACCCCCCCCCCCCCCCCUUCUCAUUGCCGAGGGGAACCUUGUUGGUUGGCGUAGCCUUUGACGCGGCCGUGCCCCCUUCACGUCUCUGGAUAUUUAUUUGCGGAUGAAGGCUUUGGCUAAGAUUAGGGUCCAGCCGCUUGUAGCCCCCUGCACGUUCAGCGUGCUUGGUGCUAUUUUUAAAUGUCUUUCUCGCUCGUUAUUUUGUUUAUUUUUAUUUGUAAAACUAGCUCGGAGAGGGGGGGUGUUGGGGCGGGGGAAAUUGAAUCUCUGUCGCACUCCUAUUUUCGUUCGAU
Lethenteron reissneri (Far Eastern brook lamprey) is the source of this 7437-nucleotide messenger RNA. RefSeq lists its product as uncharacterized. NCBI's taxonomy places the organism in Eukaryota, Metazoa, Chordata, Hyperoartia, Petromyzontiformes, Petromyzontidae. Gene Ontology annotation, biological process: DNA double-strand break processing involved in repair via single-strand annealing. The record is from RefSeq and is a predicted model, not a curated record. Gene Ontology annotation, molecular function: damaged DNA binding.